Messenger RNA from Aspergillus uvarum CBS 121591, 822 nucleotides. RefSeq lists its product as uncharacterized. NCBI's taxonomy places the organism in Eukaryota, Fungi, Ascomycota, Eurotiomycetes, Eurotiales, Aspergillaceae. The record is from RefSeq and is a predicted model, not a curated record. The transcript has a single exon. Bases 238 to 720 code for a protein of 160 amino acids.
UUCAGCUAAGGUUGUGUCCCCCAAGGAGCGAGGUGAAACGGGGUACCUGCUUUUCCCAUCCCCGCCGAGUUUGCCUCAAUUUCUUCAGUAAGUCAAAUCAGUCCGUCAGUCAUUCAGUCUCCCCUGAACCAGGAUUGAGGACUAUGAAUUUCCCUUGCCCUCCACUUGCUCGAACUUCCAUCCUCUACGCAUCAUCAUUAUGUAUGGGUUUUGAGUUGAGUUCCUGAUUUGGCUGUUAUGAUCGUUUUUAUUGAAGUUGUUAUUUUUUUUGUCUAUUAUUAUUAUUAUUAUUAUCAUUAUUUUUACUUCAUCUCCCCUUUAAACAUCCUCGUGGAUGAUAAUGUCAUUAGUGAAAGUCGUGUGUCAUCUAUUUCAUGGUUCCAUACUUCCUCCCCAGAUGGUAUUCUCACUCCUAGACUACUGUCUGCUCUUGCUCUGCUCGAUGUUUCUCUCUCUCUCUCUCUCUCUUCCCCUCUGCCUCUCUUGCUCUCCCUCUCUCCCACUGUUCCUUCGCGGCUACUCUGGUUCUCACUUUUCGGUCCAUGUAAUUUCUACCCAGCCUCAUUUUCUCUGGAUCCCGUCUCUAUUUUUGGUUGUAUGAAUCAUUCAAGUCCUUCCCUUUCCAUCGCUGGGGUGGGUUUGCCGUCUAGACUGUCGGGCCUUACCGUCUGGUCUUCGGGGGAGGGAAUGAGAGAGGAGCCUGGGAAGAGGAGCAGUUGAUGGACCCGCGAUGGGCUUCAUGGGCCGGGGAGAUCCACUGUUGCCAGUCCUCUGGCGGGCUCGUCCUCCUCCUUGGGAUCACUAGUUGCACCCACCCCAUCC